GGAACAGGGGCUGCCAGCUUUGACGAAUUUGGGAACUCCAAGUAUCAGAACCGGCGAACCAUGAGCAGCUCGGACCGGGCCAUGCUCCACGCCUUCAAAGAGAUCAGCACCAUGGCCGACCGCAUCAACCUUCCCAGGAAUAUUGUAGACAGAACCAACAACCUCUUCAAGCAGGUUUACGAGCAGAAGAGCCUAAAGGGACGAGCCAACGACGCCAUCGCGUCCGCCUGCCUUUACAUCGCCNUGAAGAGGAGUAAGUCGGGUCUUGAAUGUCGAACACAACUGAGACGAACAGAGAUCCUCCCGUAG
Messenger RNA from Oryzias melastigma (Indian medaka), 309 nucleotides. RefSeq names its product transcription initiation factor IIB-like. Gene Ontology annotation, biological process: transcription preinitiation complex assembly; transcription initiation at RNA polymerase II promoter. The record is from RefSeq and is a predicted model, not a curated record. Gene Ontology annotation, cellular component: transcription preinitiation complex; nucleus. Lineage: Eukaryota; Metazoa; Chordata; Actinopteri; Beloniformes; Adrianichthyidae. Gene Ontology annotation, molecular function: RNA polymerase II general transcription initiation factor activity; TBP-class protein binding.